CCCCUCCACCUAACCAUCCGCUUCUCAACCUCCCAGCCAGACCUCGAGCUUGACGUCCCCUCGCCAAACGCAACAACCGUCCUCGCCCUCAAGCACCUCCUCCGAACUCGUCUCUCCUCCCGCAGCCGACUGCGCCUCAUCCAUCAGGGCCGUCUCCUCCCCGACUCGUCAGCCCUCAGCUCCGUACUCAAGGCGCCGCCGCCUCCACCGCCGAGAGAGGACGAUCCGAAGGGCAAGGGAAAGGCAGUUGAGGGCGUGUCGCGCGUCUAUGUUAACUGCUCUAUUGGUGAUGAGUUGACGAGUGAGGAACUAAAGCAAGAGGAGGAGGAGGCUGCCAAGCCACCCAAGGAUGCGACGCCUGAGGGAUCCAAGCCUACAGCUUCGACAAGACCGAGGCCGAGGGGAUUCGACCGGCUACUUCAGUCUGGGUUCACACAAUCCGAAAUCUCGACGUUGAGAACUCAGUUCACGUCGAUACACACUUCGCGCUUCACCCCAGAUGCCAUGCCAUCGCCUGACACCUUGCGCAACAUGGAGGACGCGUGGAUUGACAAUAACGCUGGUGGGAUCCCGUCCGAGUCCAACCCGCUGGAGGACGAGUACACGGGCAUGGCUUCGGUACUAGAAAUACUGUUCCGAGCCAUGAUGGUUGGCUUCUUCUUCCCACUCGGAAGUCUGACAUGGUUGAUGCGCGAAGAAGGGAUCUGGAGUAAGAGAUGGCAGAUCUUUGUCGGCUUCGGCGUCGUAUUCAGUCUCUGCAUCGGAUUCAUCAUGGGAAUCUCAGGGGACCGGCCUUAG
Fusarium vanettenii 77-13-4 is the source of this 798-nucleotide messenger RNA. RefSeq lists its product as uncharacterized. The annotation marks the transcript as partial. Gene Ontology annotation, biological process: protein processing. Lineage: Eukaryota; Fungi; Ascomycota; Sordariomycetes; Hypocreales; Nectriaceae. The record is from RefSeq and is a predicted model, not a curated record. Gene Ontology annotation, cellular component: Dsc E3 ubiquitin ligase complex; endoplasmic reticulum. The transcript has a single exon.